This is a messenger RNA of Meyerozyma guilliermondii ATCC 6260, 582 nucleotides long. RefSeq lists its product as uncharacterized. Bases 1 to 582 code for a protein of 193 amino acids. The transcript has a single exon. NCBI's taxonomy places the organism in Eukaryota, Fungi, Ascomycota, Pichiomycetes, Serinales, Debaryomycetaceae. The record is from RefSeq and is a predicted model, not a curated record.
AUGGGUUUGAACGCAAUUAACUACGCUGUAUCUGAUGUCGUUGGAGGCGCUAAUUCUCUUGCUGCGGGCGCUGGGUCUAUUGCUGGUGCCGCUCAAAGUGCAAUUGGUGGAGCUGGAGGAGAUGCUGCAAGCGCUGUGAAAAGUGUUGGUGCAGAAGCAACUGGCCUUGCUAAUUCUGCCAAAUCUGGUGCUGCUUCUGCCACCAGUGGUGCUAUGACUGCCAUGAGCGAGGCUUCUGGUGCGAAAUCUGCCCUUGAAUCAAAGACUUCUAUGAUGCCUGAGUCUGCGAUGUCUGGAAUGUCUUCUAUGAUGCCAGACUCUAGUUCCGAUAUGAUGUCAGACGAGUCUGGUUCGUCCGCACUGGAAGGUUCCGGAUCUGAAUCUUCCGGAUCUGGAUCUGGAUCUGAUUCAUCUGCAUCAUCUGGAUCUUCUGGUUCAUCUGGUUCUUCUUCUGAAUCUUCUGGAUCAUCUUCUUCCGGAUCUUCCUCUGGUGGUAAUGCUCUCUACCAAGGUGGUUCGUGGAAGAAAGCUGCAGCUGUUGCCGGAGUCGUUGGUUUCAGUUUCAUCUUCAAUGUUAUGUAG